GGCGGCGAGGGCGGAGGCGGCGAGAGUCGCCAGCGAGAGCGCGCGGCGUGGAUCAGCAGCGAGUUGCCUUCAUCCGCCAUGGCCUGCCCGUGCCUCUCGUACCCGCGCACGCUGCGCGGCGUGCUGUCGCCCUCCGACCGGCGCCACCUGAGCCGCCUCUACCUCGAGCGCGUCCGCCCGACCGGCUCGCCGCUCAUCUACUACCAUCUUCUGACCCACCUCGCGAGGCACAAGGAUGCGCGCGCCUGGGCCAUCCUCGAGCGCGUCCGCCGGGUGGUUCGGCGCAGGUUUGGUGCCUCGUUCGUCGUGGUCAACGACUUCUUCUCGUACCGCGCCCGCGGCGUCGCCCUCUUCCAGGGGUGGCACCAGGACGGCGAGUUCUGGCUGACUGCCGACGGCUCCUUUGACGUCCUCGACUCAACCACCGCCCGCCCUCUCUACUCGACGCUCUACGCGGCGGCGCGAAGGGGAAGCAACCUCCGGCGCGUCAACCGCUCCGCAGCCGCCGGCAUCGCCGCCGCCGCCGCCGCCGGCGACGGCGUUCUCAACAGCGUCGAGUCGCUCUUUGGCUCCUCCGCCCCGGAGACAAACAAGCGCCUCCUCCGGCCGGCCGUCUUUGAGCGGCUCUCGCGCGUCUCCGGCACCGGGCGGCGGCCGUGGGUCAACGUGGAGCUGCACCGGACAGACGUCGAGGAGCCACCACCGGGCGACUGGAGGCUGGCAAUCGGCUUCAAGGUGAUGCGCCGCCGCGCCAUCCGCCGCCGGCACGACCAGUCCUCGCCCUUUGGGCACGACCUGUCCGUCAUCGACGCUAUCACUCCGGAGCUGCUGCCCCGCUUCCGCGUCGGCGGCCCGCUCCCGCUGGUGUACAACCGGAGCUACGUCGACGCGUACGACGCGGCCAGGGUACGCGACCUCUCCCUGCUCGUCCUGCUGGGCAGCGCCGCCGGCCGAGCGCCGCUGCUCUUCAUCUUGCCGCUGUUUGCCGCCGUCCUUUGCUGGGCGGUGCUCCGCGAGCGGAGGGCGAGGGGCCCGCAGGGGCUGUCGGGGUAGAGGGCAUUGCCCCUUUUAUUAGUAAUUUAGAAUUAUUAAAGGAGAAACAGAACAA
Emiliania huxleyi CCMP1516 is the source of this 1108-nucleotide messenger RNA. RefSeq lists its product as hypothetical. The record is from RefSeq and is a predicted model, not a curated record. The coding region runs from base 79 to 1053 and encodes 324 amino acids. The transcript has 4 exons. NCBI's taxonomy places the organism in Eukaryota, Haptophyta, Isochrysidales, Noelaerhabdaceae.